Messenger RNA from Lingula anatina, 785 nucleotides. RefSeq lists its product as uncharacterized. Gene Ontology annotation, cellular component: membrane. Gene Ontology annotation, biological process: G protein-coupled receptor signaling pathway. The record is from RefSeq and is a predicted model, not a curated record. Gene Ontology annotation, molecular function: G protein-coupled receptor activity. NCBI's taxonomy places the organism in Eukaryota, Metazoa, Brachiopoda, Lingulata, Lingulida, Lingulidae.
CAUGUGAAAUGUAUGCAUUAAAUGACUUUAAGCAUGCACACAGGUAACCUUCAUGCCCCGUUAUUUAGGACUGAUAUGUUUUCAUGUAAAAUGGAAGCCAUGGAACGAAAUACAGAUGACUUAAAGCGUCCAAAUUAAGAUUACUUGUUGAAGCGGUCGUCACUGCAGGAUAAAUAGUAGUUCAACAACAGUAAACGGAAUUCAGCAUGAGAACAAACGUCUUCAAAAUUAUCAUUCUAUGCGGCUCUUUGAUACUUAUCAAAGAAGCCUUGGGGAUUGCUACAGAGGCUUGUGACACCACCUUUACGACAGCCGCAAUUGGGAUUCAAAACGCCAGCGUCAUUCUCACCGGCAUGAUGGCCUUGUACAAACCUGGAGAAGGAGGUUACGGUUGCAGCGCAGUACCUGACGUCCGAUGGACGAAGGUCUUUGAAGCAAUGCGAUGGUCCAUUGAACUUCUAAACAGAGACAGCGGCGUGUUAAAUGGAAGAAGACUCACCGAUACUUAUAUACCUGGCGUGAAAUUUGGUCUGCAGAUCACAGCCACGUGUGGCCACCCAGAGACUGCUCUCACUGCCCUGAAGCAGACAUUCCCUGCCCUGGUGACCACGGAGUCCCAGUGUGCGCCUAACGGGACCAGUGUGCUGCCAGGUGAACCAAUAGAAAUGUAUUCCACCUAUCCAACGACGACGCGAACAGGUGAAGUGUUCGCGCCAGGAUCCACCACUCGCUCGUUAGAUGACCCUGCGUAUGUGUAUGCUGUCAAACCUGCCAGACGUAUGUAA